AUGGCGUACGAUCGAGACGAAUUUAUCCAUCUUUUGACGGAUUACUACAACUUCUGUAACCGUGUCUUCUGGAAUGGCACUGUUGUGCAGGCUCCCACUGAUGGCUGGCCUUCAAUCAACCAGGAGACCUUGGCCAACCUCAAGAGGAGUGACACAGUUAUUGACCUACUCCGCAACAUACCCUACAUCGACUAUCCUAAAUACCGUGAGCCCCUCAUCAUGGAUAACACAUUUACUGUUGACUACCGCUGCGAGGACAUACAGAAAAAGAUCCUCGAGGGCUCUAUUGAAGGUGUUGCUGAGCCAUAUACUGGCCAGGCGACUCCACCUUCUUGCGCUGUCAUUGCUCUCAGCCACGGCAGGAAUGGUUAUGAGGUUAUCCUGGAUACCAACGACGGCUACAUCUACUGGGGUGAUGCAGAAGGGGGGCAUGAUGAGCCUGCGCCUGAGCUGAACCACAUUCUGGAACAGUUUGAGGGCGAUGAGGUAAAUCAGUGGCGGUUUGGUUUUAAUGUGUAUGAACCUGCCGACUUUUUUAUGCUCUGCAAGGAGCGAUUCCGGGACCUGAGCUGGAUUGGCCUUCACCCAUGCGAAAUGUCUGUGAUGAGGAGAAACAUGGGCUGGGAAUAUGAGUCUGAACCUGACUCCGAUUCUGAUCCUGAAGAUUAUUAUAGCCACAAUAAGCUGGCUAGGAAGAUGAAGAAGGCUGGCUGGCCUGGUGAUGGGGAGGGGCGGGACUGGGACCAGGCCAAGUUUGAGAGACUGGUCUAUGAAGAGUAUUGUCGUCUUUGCGGUGAAGGUUUCAAAACAUCAGAUGACAGAGAGUUCGUCUGGCUGGGUGACUAUCAGCUUCUUCAACUUGAACAAGGAUCUUCUGAGCUUCCCAGGCCACAACUGUAUCACCCAGGAGUGCAAGUCAAUGUUCCUUAUAUUCAUGCCGCAUGCUGGACAGUUGUUGCUGGCUUUCUUGAACGCCGGGGUGAAUCAAUUGAUCACAAAUGGCUGUCACGAUUCUGGAAGCAUCUUGAGUAUCCCUCCUUGUGUUUUUCAAGCAUGAGGCAUGGCAGCAACCCCAUUGAGCUUGAGGAAGACCUGUGCCAGAUCAGAGAUUCUGAUGCUAAGUCAUUUGCUAUACUGCAUGCGGAAGGCAAUUAUAGUGGGCAAAGAGAAAUUGGAUUCGCUCUACCUGUUGAUAUUGAUAUCAUCCACUUGAUCUAUGGCCUUUUGGACUAUGGCGACAUGGAAAGCUUGCAGUACGCCACAGGUGUUAGUCCAAGCAUUGCACUCUGGCUCGAGCGUGGGCGCAUGUACCGCGACUUCAAGGACUCGGAAUUUACCACGGCGACGAGGACGACCUGCGAGGUUGUGGAUCGCAUCCAACGUGCGCUUUGGAACAUUCACCAUCACCCCGAUGAAUUUCGACAUGCUGUGAACUACAAGCUGUUGUGGGAGAAUGUGGAAACAGUCUUUGCGUGCAUGUCGGAUGAUGUGCUGGGGUCUGAAACCAUCUGA
Penicillium egyptiacum is the source of this 1512-nucleotide messenger RNA. Lineage: Eukaryota; Fungi; Ascomycota; Eurotiomycetes; Eurotiales; Aspergillaceae. The record is from the annotation of a GenBank genome assembly.